Chara braunii is the source of this 4089-nucleotide messenger RNA. NCBI's taxonomy places the organism in Eukaryota, Viridiplantae, Streptophyta, Charophyceae, Charales, Characeae. The record is from the annotation of a GenBank genome assembly.
CGGCUCAAUUGAUCCGCCGGGCGGGGUGUGAAACGUUCCUUAGGCGGGGCCUAGCCUGUGGAUUGGCGGAGGGAGCACCACUGCAUGGGGGCAAAGACGGAGCUUGGGAGGCGGUCAGUAACUUCUCGUAGCCUAGUUUGGGAAAGGUUGUUCCUUAUCGGACCAAUGGAAGUGAAUGCCUGGACGGCUGGCUCCAAUGGCCCUACCGAGAUGUGCGGGGUGAUUCCCGAGAUUAACGAGAUAGAAAAGCAGACUGCGGAAUUUAAGGCAAGGCUUAUCGAGCAGAUGAUGGCCGAGGAUGAAGAGGACCCCCAGGGCGCAGGGUCACGUGAGGGACGCAGGACCGGUCAGGACGAGACAAGGUAUGAGGAGAAGGAUAAUAGCCCCAAAGGAAUGCUUAGCAAGAAGGGGAAGGACAAGAGCGACCCCCCGGCGGAGGGGACGGAAAACGCUAUGACCCCGCCUGCCAUCGACAGCGGCACUAGCCGAUUGCCCGCCACGCCGAAAGUAACAGGGGCGUGUGACGGACUCUGGAACCUUAGGGAAAGAGUGCUAGGAUGGUUCGACCCAGAAGGAACGCCGAAAACCAGGGAGAAGCAGAGGGAAAGCAAGGAAGGGGAAGGGACCAGUGCAGCCGGAGCAGCGGGUGGCUCCGAAGAUGGUCUCAAAAGGAUAGUCGCCACCCUCACCAGAACACUAAACAAGAACCAGGGGUAUCUCGCAAAUGCAAAGAAGAAACUCACGUUCGACGGGGCCAACAUUACGGAGUUUCUAAUAGACUAUGAAAACCUAGCAGCCUUACUGAAAUGGACGGAAGAGGAAAAGAUGGAGCACCUAGGGCAGCACGUGUCGCUAAGCUUGGGAAGGGACAUUAUGGUCAUCGUCGCCUCCAGUGGAUCCUGGAAAGAAACCAGGAAUGAGAUGAUGAGGAAAUACCUGAAGGCAGAGAAAAUGGCAACAGAGGCCGAAUUAGCCGCAGUCCAGAGGAAAAACUAUGCAACUUACAACGAUUUCCUAAGGACAUUUACGUUAGUGGCGCUGCGAAUUCCCGGGGUAACGGACCACAUAAUGAGGACUAGCACGGGCCAGCAAGAGACCGAAGCCGGGAAACAAGAGAAGGUCUAUGGGAAACCAAGGGAGGACGAACUGGUAGACAAGGCUACGGCGACAAAAAAUAAGUUCAGGUAUCAAAUUCCGAUCCUGACUUCGUCAGAAAUCGAUGGCACCUUGAGUAAGUUACUGGGUACCAUGGUAUCGGUGUCCUUUCAGACCAUGCUGCAAGCCAGCCCGAGGCUGCUUAAAGGACUCAGGCAGUUGCUAAUGCGUAAGCGCGUAGAGGUAAAGGAGGCCCCGAAACUGCAAGAGCGGGACACAGAAGAGGCCGAGGCACCGCAAGGAGUCUCCAACCUCCAAAGCAUUCCAGGGGGCCUGGGAGAUUUGGAGAAAGCCUUUGCGGACAUCCGCCUAAGCCUACCGGAUCGUGAAGGUGGCGAAGUCAUGAGGGCGCCACCCGGGACAAAGCUUAGCUUUCAUGCAUUGCCAGUUGGGAAACUUAAAAUUCAAAUCAGAACUCACCACACUGACGCUGUGCGAAAAUACAAACCCGUAGGGAAGAAGGCCAAGCCGGUCUCGAUCCUAGUAGAAACAUCAAGGGAAGAGGCCAUGGAAAAGGAAGAGAAGAUCCUACGGGUUAUAAGGGAGAGACGCGCAACGGAAGGUCAUCGCAUACCAAAUGACGUAGCAGAUACUAUGGAAAUAGGAGUGGAAGGGUUCCUAACACCGGAAGAAACUCAGUUGAUAAGAAAGGCAUGUCAGAAGUUUCAUUUACCUUUCGCUUUCAACGACCAUCAGAAAGGGCGAUUGGACGCAAAGCUAGUUCCCCCUGUCAGGAUCCACACCGUACAGCACGAGUGUUGGAAUGAUAAAGGGUCCGCCUAUGAGUUUGGGAUAACAGUGGAGGUCACUGACCUGCUUAGAGCUAAGAUAGAUUCUUUCAUGGCUGAACCCACAGCAUCCCCCUACGCGAACAAGUGGUUCGUGUUCAGGAAGCCCAAUAAGACGCUCAGGUGGAUCCAGGACAUGCAGAAGCUCAAUGCGGUAACAAUUAGGGACACAGGCUCGCUGCCACAGGCCGACUUGUUGGCAGAAUCUCAUGCGGGGCGGAGUAUUUACUCCGUGGUAGAUUUGUACUCAGGAUAUGAUCCGUUGCCGCUGGAUGCGAGGGAUAGACCGUACACCGCAAUGCACACCCCCGUAGGGCAGCUGCAGAUGCACGUGACCCCUAUGGGUUUUACAAAUGCGGUAGCAGAGGCGCAAAAAAGGAUGUUCGUCGUUGCAGGGGAUAUGUUUCCGGAAAGGUGUGAACCGUAUAUAGAUGAUAACCCCGUAAAAGGCACAAGGUACAAGGACGAGACGAAGGUCGAGCCGGGCGUACGAAAGUUUGUCUGGGACCACCUGCAGGAUAUUAAGGACCUACUCCAUCGAUUCCUCGUUUACAAUAUUACUGCAAGCGGACCCAAGAGCAUCCUGGCCAUUCCGGAAGUAACCAUACUGGGAUUUCGUUGCGGAGCUUAUGGGAAGAGACCCGACCAAGCAAAGACGGAUAAGAUCUCCCAGUGGCCGACACCCCUACGCACCACGACGGAAGUACGAGCCUUCCUAGGGGUGGUCGGGUUCUGGAGGAUCUUCAUCAAAGGAUUCGCAAAGAUAGCAAAACCUAUCCGCGCAGUGAUUAGGGAAGGCGACACGAUGGAUUGGACCGAGGAUAGGGAAGCGGCAACCCAGACCGUGAAAGACAUCCUGUCAUCCGAUCAGGCAUACCUGUUCGGGAGGCGAUUUAUCCUAAGGAUCGAUCUCACCAACGUGGCCGGAACCCUAAAGAACUACAAGCCUAUAGAUCUGACCGUUGGCAGAUGGAUAGGCUUCAUAUGGCAAUUCGACUAUAAGGUCGAGCGAAUUGCAGGGCUUCGAAAUAGGGCAGCUGGGCUGAGCAGGGUAUGCAUCACGCCAGAAGGAGUAGAGGACGCGGAACCAAUUGACGUCUUCCUGGAGUACGAAGGAGGGACCCUUGUUGUGGAUAAUGAGAUGGCAGAUCCAGCAAUUACAACAGGUCAGUUGCUGAUUCAGACCUUGGAAAAGGGGGCACCUGCAGUGGUUGCAGAACUCAGGGAAGGACCAGUCACCACGGUCAGGCGCAAAGAGGAAAAGAACUCGUGGGGAGCGGAAGUAGGGGCCAGAGAGGAACUGAUGGCAAUGACCAUGGAAGGGGGACGGGACGCCGUGAUGACGUUGGCCAAAGCCUGGACACAGAAGGAGUGUCAGUACUUAGUCAACCUCACUCAGGAGAAGCAGGGUACGAAUCAGAAGGAACAGGAGUUUUUCCUCAUACAUAUGUACGAGGGCGUCUUCAAAGAAAUCGGUAUGCUGCUUGUAGGGAACAAACAACCCACGGAAGUCAGUCCCAAGGCAAGGGAGGAAGUAGAAAAGACGGAAGAGGGACAGUCGUCAAGGCAAGCUGGAGAGUCAAGCUCCAGGAAAAGGAAGUUGUAUGUGGGGUUCGAUCACAACCUAGUUGUGAACAGGGGGGGCAGAAAGCAAGGAAUCAGGGGGCCAUUGCCACUAAGGGAAGGGGAGCCAAUAGUCCUCCCAUCGGGAAGUGACACCAGCAGUGAGGAAGCGAGGAACCCGGGGAAAAGGCCAAGGUUGGAGGAGGACGUGCCCAUGGAGUUUAUUGACCUCACCAGCGACGAGGAGGAAGAUGAGGUAACAACGCCCACAAGGGAAGAACGGGGAAGAGAGGAGCAUCCGGGUGAGAAAAAGGACAAAUGGAUAGAAGAAUUCGGACCCGAGUUCAGCGAUUGGUUUGAUCAAUGGGGCACUAUCUUGCGAUAUCAAUGGAUUAUGAAGGCAAGGGAAAAGCUGGGUAGGGGAGAGGAUCUAUCCCCAACAACCUUCUUCACCGAACGGACACUCCUCCAGUUCCAAGGAAUAAAAAGGCAAAUGGAGCAGGAAAUGGAAGAUCGCGCAAGGAGGGAGGCUCAACGCAGGUCACCUAGGCGAUAGAGGCACAACAGCCGUAAUAAGGAAUAG